Aspergillus japonicus CBS 114.51 is the source of this 546-nucleotide messenger RNA. RefSeq lists its product as uncharacterized. NCBI's taxonomy places the organism in Eukaryota, Fungi, Ascomycota, Eurotiomycetes, Eurotiales, Aspergillaceae. The transcript is spliced from 3 exons. The record is from RefSeq and is a predicted model, not a curated record. The coding region runs from base 1 to 546 and encodes 181 amino acids.
AUGGCAACCGCAACUCAGGGCCAGCAGAUCAGGCGCAACAUUGUCACCACCACCAACGUUGAUCUCAAGACUGUUCCCGACACAUACACCAUCGAGGAGAUUCUCGACCAGAUUCGCACCAAGCAAGACGAGGCAAACGAUACGAAUGCCAAAUACCAAGAACUCAAGGCUGGGAUGAACAAGACGUUGACCUGUGUUGGACUGUUGGGAGAUGACGAUGUCGAGAAUGAGAAUCUCGAGGGCCCACUUCAGGCGCAGUGCGAUGGAAAGUGCGGGACCACCUGGUCGGACGCAAACGGCUUCUUUGUCUGCAACGCAUGUCAGAGUGUCCGAUUUGACCGUGCUUGCUUGGAUCGGUUGCGCCUGGGGACUCUGGAUCUGUGUGAUGUCUGUGGGCCGGACCAUGAAAUGCUGUACGUCCCCGCAUAUAAUCCGGCCCGAUGGGUGAGGGUCGGUGAAGGCAAUAUUCAGGUGGAAUCCGAGCCUGCGAUCUCGGUUGAGCAGUGUGUCGCGCGGACCAGGCAGUACUGGGGAAUCAAACUCUGA